AUGCACAGGAACCUCCGACUAGUGUCCGUGGGGCUAUCCUGGAGGGCCUACCACACCGGACCGGCGGGCGUGUACGGGCACCGCGAGAAACUGCCCCGGCGACCGUUCGAAGUGCCGAGAUCCGAGGUGGAGGCUCGCUCGAGGUACAGCAACUUUUACCGGCUCGUCGGGGCGUACCGCGAGCACGGCCACAAGCAAGCGAGCGUCGACCCAAUCGCCCUGUCCCAGCCGCGCCGUCCGCUUUCGGAGCUACGACCCGAGCGUUACGGCCUCGACCUCGACGAGCGCGUUUCGGGCUUGGACCUACUGGUGCGCGCCGGACGCGACGAGGCCAGCGUGGCCGAGGCCCGCGACCUUCUCGACCAAGUCUACAGCGGCAGCCUCUCGGCCGAGUUCAGCUAUCUCGAGAGCGAGGAGGAGCGGGAAUGGUUCGCGCGGAAGUUCGAGGAGUGCCACCUCGAGGGCCUCGGCGACGGGACGAGGCGAGCGGUGGCCAGGGAGAUGCUCAGGAGCCAGGCGUUCGACAAGUUCUUGGCCAUCAAGUUCGUCAGUCUCAAGAGGUACGGGGCCGAGGGUGCCGAGAGCACGAUGGGCUUCUUCCAUGAACUGUUCGAGCUGUCGAGAAACGACACGCUGGAGGAGCUCGUGCUGUGUAUGCCGCACCGUGGCCGGCUGAACUUGCUGACGGGGAUGCUGGGACUGGCCCCGGAGAAGCUGUUCCGCAAGUUGCGUGGACUGCCCGAGUUUUCCGGGGACGCGAGGGCCACGGGCGACGUAGUCAGUCACUUGGUCUCUUCGGCGGAGCUGGGUCCUGGGUUGAGCGCCAGCGUUCUGUACAAUCCGUCCCACCUGGAGGCGGUGAACCCGGUGUCGAUGGGCCGGGCUCGGGGUCUCAUGCAGCAUCUCCGGGAUGGCGACUAUUCCAAUGAGCCGGGCGCUCGCUGGGCCGACCGGGUGCUCAAUGUCCAGGUCCACGGGGACGCUGCAUACCCCGGUCAGGGGAUCAAUCAGGAGUGCCUGGCCCUCACUGGAGUCCCGCACUUUGAGAUCGGAGGGACGAUACACCUCGUGGUUAACAAUCAGGUUGGCUUCACGACCCCAAGCUCCAGGGGCAGGUCCUCGAGGUACUGCACGGACCUCGCCAAAUUUAUCGCGGCGCCGGUUCUUCACGUCAACGGGGACGAUCCGGAGAUGGUCGUGAGGGCAACUAGGCUGGCUUUCGGGUACCAGAGGGAGUUCCGGAAGGACGUAUUUGUCGACCUGAAUUGCUUCCGGCGCUGGGGACACAACGAGCUCGACGACCCCACCUUCACAAAUCCCCUCAGAUACAAACUAAUCAACAGCCGGCGAUCGAUACCUGACCGUUACCUGGACGAGCUGUCGAGGAAAAGCGUUAUGAGCGCGGAGGAGGGCGAGGCGAUCGUCAAGGAGCACUGGGCCCAGCUGACGGAGGCACUUCAGCGGGUCGACGACUACGUGCCCCAACCGAGCUACUUCGCCGGGCGCUGGUCCCAGCUGGGACAGGCGGACUCGAGCGUGACGACCACCUGGGACACCGGGGUCGAGACGAGUCUCUUGCGCUUCGUCGCGAGCAUGAGCGUCAGGUGCCCGGACGAACUGAACGUGCAUCCAACGCUACUCAAGUCCCACGUGGCGGCCCGGCUGAAGCGGCUCGAGGAGGACGGGCGGAGCAUAGAUUGGUCGACGGCCGAGGCCAUGGCCUUCGGGAGUCUGCUUUACCAGGGCUACAACGUCCGCGUGAGCGGUCAGGACGUAGGCCGGGGCACCUUCUCGCAGCGGCACGCGAUGCUCGUGGAUCAGUCGACCGGCGACAUCUUCAUCCCGAUGAACGCGAUGCUCGAGGGACAAGUUGGAAAACUCGAGCUGGCCAACAGCAUACUCUCGGAGGAGGCGGUGCUGGGGUACGAGUACGGGCUGAGCAUCACCCUGCCGAACUGCCUGGUCGUCUGGGAGGCACAGUUUGGGGAUUUCUUCAACGGUGCCCAGGUGAUCAUCGACGCGUUCGUCAGUAGCGGCGAGACCAAGUGGAUGACCGCCAGUGGCCUGACGAUUCUGCUGCCGCACGGGUACGACGGUGCCGGGCCCGAGCACACCUCCUGCAGGAUCGAGCGCUUCCUGCAACAGACGGACAGCAAGGAGGACAGCCCUGACUCGGACCACGUCAACAUGCAAGUUGUCAAUCCGACCACGCCAGCGCAGUACUUCCAUCUUCUCAGGCGACAGAUGGUGAGAAACUAUAGGAAACCACUGAUUAUCGUUGCCCCAAAGACGCUACUCCGACACGUCUCGGCCACGUCGUCGUUGGACGAGAUGGCUCCAGGCACUAUUUUCAAGACUGUCAUAGGAGAUGAAAAGGUGAACGAGGACGCUGUUCGUAAAGUUAUACUGGUAAGCGGGAAGCAUUACUACGAGCUUGAGAAGCGCAGGGAAGUGCUCGGAGCUCGGGACGUGGCGAUAAUUCGAGUCGAGAGCUUGUGUCCGUUUCCCGUGGCCGAGAUCAACGAGGAAAUUCAGAGAUACACAAAUGCAAAGGUUUUCAUUUGGAGUCAGGAGGAGCCCCAAAACAUGGGUGCGUGGAAUUUUAUGAAAAUCAGAUUUGAAAAUCUUUGUGGGCACAAGUUACGUUACUCUGGGCGAGAGCCUCUAGCAACGUCAGCUGUUGGCAUUGGACAGUUGCAUCAACGUGAAAGCGAAGAAGUCGUCGUUAAACCGUUUGCAAUGAAAUAAAGUGCAAAUUCAAGUUAUUGCUCAUGAUCUAUAAUACGUUGAUAUUGUAAUAAAAUUUAUUUUUUGAAUAAAAAGUGAUAAAAGUUUUU
This is a messenger RNA of Copidosoma floridanum, 2837 nucleotides long. RefSeq names its product putative 2-oxoadipate dehydrogenase complex component E1 homolog. Lineage: Eukaryota; Metazoa; Arthropoda; Insecta; Hymenoptera; Encyrtidae. The record is from RefSeq and is a predicted model, not a curated record. Gene Ontology annotation, molecular function: oxidoreductase activity, acting on the aldehyde or oxo group of donors, disulfide as acceptor; thiamine pyrophosphate binding.